AUCUUCAGUGUCUUAUGUGUCAAUGUACCAACAUGGUCGACCAACUCAACCACCUACAAGUGUAACUGUGCCACUGGACAAUGUGGAGGUCAGACACCAUGUCCAGAUGGUCAGUGUUCUACAUGGUGGUUUGGUCCUGCCUGCCAGUACCAAAAUCUCCUAAACGAGAACUACACAACAGGUGCAGAUAAAAAGUUAUACGAUGGCAAAGACGACACGUGUGUUAGUGUAACGGGCUCGCUUGAUAUAACAUUUAAAACAUCCUACCUGUUAACAUGGUUACGGUUUACUGUUAAAGAAGGAGGCAGUAACAAAGACAACUUUAGCCUAACGUUCAAGAACAACACACCCGACUGGACAAUUCCAUGCAACAAACUAAACACCAACGUAGUCAACAACAGGACAACGGACGUCUGGUGUAAUAUGAACCAAACAACAAAUGCUCUCAAGUUGACAUGGGACAAACCCAUCACAAUUUGUUCGCUCUAUAUCAGUGGAGGUCGCAACCUUGCAUUUUAUCAGCCUACAGCACAAUCUUCAACUUAUCAAGAAAAGGGCAUAAUAUUUGUUGCUGCAAUGGCUGUAGAUGGUGACAUAGAUGGGGUCUUUACACACAAUUCUUGUUCGCACACAUCAGAAAGUGAGAAGGAUGGAGCUCCAUAUUGGAACAUUACGUUGUCAGAGACCUAUUAUAUUAACAGAUGCGUUCUUUACAACAGAUGGGAUCCCAACGCAUAUCGACUUCGGCAGUUUAAACUUGAAAUGUUUGACGACAAGAGUAAGGUGAUAGCUGAGCACCAGGACAGAUCAAAUGAUGACCAACCACUUUAUGCUGUAACUACCCCAACAAUCUUGGUCAAGUCUUUAAAAGUCACUGCAACAUAUAAAACAGAAAACAACGGAAUUUUCGUUACAUUGUGUGAAUUCGAAAUAUACGGAGAUUCUAACUGUGAUCCCGGCAAGUUUGGCCUAGAAUGUGAGAAGACUUGUAACUGUGCUACAGACGAGGCUUGUUUUGUUGCUACUGGAGGAUGUCCUUCUGGCUGUAAGGCUGGAUACUAUGGGGAGGCUUGUGAGAAGGCCUGUGAGCCACACACCUGGGGCAUCAGCUGUAACCAAAGCUGUAAAGACCGUUGUAUAGACAACACCUGUAACAGGUUUAAUGGAGACUGUGAUAAAGGAUGUAAAGACGCUCAUCAGCCGCCGGCUUGCACAGAGGUUUGCAAUGCUACGUAUUACGGCACCAAUUGCUCACAAAGAUGUAGUCCCAACUGUACCAACAGCCUAUGUCAACCUGAAAGUGGUCAUUGUUUGUCUUGUUAUGCUGGCAGUGAGGGGGAUUUCUGUGAUAAGCCUUGUCAAGCGACGUAUUACGGCACCAACUGCUCACAAAGAUGUAGUCCCAACUGUACCAACAGCCUAUGUCAUCCUAUCAAUGGUCAUUGUUUGUCUUGUCAGGAUGGCAGUGAGGGGGAUUUCUGUGAUCAGGCUUGCCAUGAGACGUAUUACGGCACCAAUUGCUCACAAAAAUGUAGUCCCAACUGUACCAACAGCCUAUGUCAUCCUGUCAAUGGUCAUUGUUUGUCUUGUGAUGCUGGCAGUGAGGGGGAUUUUUGUGAUCGGCCCUGUGAGAACAACACUUGGGGCUUUAACUGCAGCCAUCCCUGCAACCAGUACUGUCAACCCUCCAACAUAACAGCCCUAUGUGAUGCUGAAACUGGUGUAUGUCUACAUGGAUGUAUGGGACAGAUGGAUGGAGAUGUGUGCACCAACAAAACUGUUGCUGUAGCCCAACACGAUCCAACAGAUGGCGAUGUUCCUGUCGUGGCUAUAGUUGUACCUGUUGUAUGUGGGGUAGUUAUCGGUACCCUCGUUGUUAUCAUUGCUGUUUGGUAUUGCAGAAAGAAAACGCCAAAGGAUUUAGGCCUAGAUGCAUCAAGCAGUGACGAUAUUCUAGAUAGAACCUCCUUUGCGUCAUCAAAAGUAUUAGAACAAGACUCGCCUGGUGACCGAGUCUACUACAACGACGUACACGAACUUGAGACCAGCAGCACCUCUAUAGCAGUUACAGAUUUAAAUACUUUCCUCAUCAGCCACGAUAAAGUUUUCUUUGUUGAACAGUUUGGGAACAUACCAGUGCAACAGAACGUCACCACUGAUGUUGCCAUGAAAAGUGAAAACAAACCAAAGAACAGAUACAAAAAUAUUUGCGCGUAUGACCAUUCACGUGUUCAUCUUGAAAUCAACACAGACAAGAAGGAAGGAGAUUACAUCAACGCUUCUUACAUUGAUGGUUACCAGAAUAAGGAGAAAUUCAUUGCAUCACAAGGUCCAAGCUCCGUGAUUUUAAAUGAUUUUAUAAGAAUGAUAUGGGAACAAAAGGUUGAAAAAGUUGUCAUGUUGACAAACUUGGUUGAAGAAGGAAAGUUGAAGUGUGAGCGCUACUGGCCUGAAGAAGGGGACUGUACAUUUGGAGAUAUAACGGUCAUUCUUCUGUCUACUGAGGGUUUUGCUGACUACACCAUUAGAAAGCUGAAGUUUGUAAAAAAAACCAAACCAGCCCAGUAUGUGACACAUUUCCAUUUCACCUCAUGGCCAGACAAAGGUGUGCCAACAACUCCAUGGAGUCUUGUAGAUUUUAAGCAAAAAGUUUCUGCACGAAAUUCGAAUAGACCAAUCCUUGUUCACUGUAGUGCAGGUGUUGGUAGGACAGGUACAUUCAUUGCCUUACGAAACUCAAUACAACAAGCGGUAGACACUGGAAAAAUUGAUUGCUUUAAAACAUUGAAAAAACUCAGAGAAGAUCGGAUUUUAAUGAUUCAAACCUCUGAACAAUACGAAUUUCUUCAUAAAGCAUUAGCUGCUGCACUGAUGUGUUUGGAUAAAACAAUAUCAAACAAAAACACAGCAGGCACCAUUGAAAAGAUGAACUGGAAUACAAUUACAGGACAAAGCAGAUUAUCAAAAGAGUUUAAGGAUUUGUGCACUGUUGUGGACGUUUUACAAAAGAAUGAAACUACAGAAGAGGAACUGGAAGAGAAUUAUGCUCAGAGCAUUUAUCAGAAUAAUCUAGAUGUAGCACAUGAUCUAAAGAACAGAUUUCCAUCAAUCAUGCCAAAAAUACAGCACAGAGCUAAAUUAAACUGUGACAACAAAGAUUCGAGUGACUACAUCAACGCUGUUCUAGUCCCGAGUUUUAAACAAAAUACCAAUCAAAUUAUCACCCAACUACCCAUGGCUGAAACUGUUGUAGACUUUUGGAGACUGGUUACCCAAUACAAAGUCUCAGUUAUUGUCACAUUUGAGUUGGAUUACAGUGAUAAGUCUGUAGGUAGAUAUCUACCAACAGUAACAACAGAAACUCUCAGUUCCCCACCAUUUGAAGUUGGUGUCAUAUCAGUAAAAGAAGAAAAAGAUUGGAAUGAAAAACAAUUACAAAUGAAAACUUUGUCCUCGUCAUCUCAAAAGGCAGAAAGUUUAAAUGCUACACAUCUUACACUCAGCGAUAAAAGUUAUCAUCCAGAGAUAAUGUUGCAGUUUAUUAACCGUGUAAGAAAUUUGAACCAGCCCAAUGAUGGUACAUUGUUGUACAUGUGCAAAAACGGAGCGACGUUUAGUGGAUUAGCCUGCAUAUUAACUUUACUAUUGGAUCGUAUGGAUCAUGACGGCAUGGUUACAGUUCCACUGGUUGUUGGUGCCAUCAAGUCUAUAAGACCUCAAGUCAUCUCAACACUGGACCAAUACAAAACAGUGUACCAGAUUUUGGAACUGUAUAGCAAAGAUCUCUAUGAUGCUGAACUCCUAAAUAAGAAUAAAACAACAGAACAUGAACCUGAUCAUUCUGUUUAUGCCAACAGCUUGCCUGAUAAAGGAAAUAAUAAAUUAGUGUUGGAUGUUUUGUAAAAAAAUACAAAUCUGAAAUUGUUUUAGCUAUCUUUUAUGAAAGUUAAAAUAUACAAUACAUUAAAACAGUGGUAUAAAAGUUUUAGUUGUACAUAUCAAAUUUAGAAGGGAAUCAAAUAGUUAUAUUAUAUUUAAAAGAUUUUUAAAAAACCUUUUGUAUUUUAAAAUGUCAUGCAUUAUAAUGAAUACAUUAUAGUUGAAAUUAUUUCCUAUAAUAAAACAUAGUGAGAAAUCUCGACUGUAACAGAACACAAAUGAUACAAAACUUAACAAUUUACCAACUAGACAUCAACUAUAUUUUUUAGCUAAAUUAAGUGUUAAUAAGACUUUUUACAAUCAAUAAAAUACUUAGUGUACUUAGUGACUACAUUGUGAUAACCAAAUAGAUUUUAUGCUUUUCAAAUAGUGGUUUUAAUAUUAGGGACUAGACUGUAACACAUUGAUAGAUCAGCUUUCCUGUAAAUUAUAGUUCUAUUGGCACUUGCUCCUGUUAUUUAUUUCCAACAUCAUAUAUUUACAUUUAUUGUAUGCACACGUUUUUAAAGUAUUUAAUAUUUCAUAUUUUCAAUUGUAUAUCGCUAAAAAUUGCAAGACCCUUUUGUUACUGGUUUUUAAAGAAAUAUAUUUUAGAUUGACUGUCACGAGCUCUCUGGUAGAAUAGUUUAAAUCUAUGAUUCAUUGCAAUAUUUAGAACAGAGAUUUAAUAGUUUGUGUAAGAUAAAUAAAAUAGUAUGCAAUAGUCCUA
This is a messenger RNA of Physella acuta, 4648 nucleotides long. Its product is annotated as receptor-type tyrosine-protein phosphatase epsilon. The record is from RefSeq and is a predicted model, not a curated record. Gene Ontology annotation, molecular function: protein tyrosine phosphatase activity. Gene Ontology annotation, biological process: protein dephosphorylation. NCBI's taxonomy places the organism in Eukaryota, Metazoa, Mollusca, Gastropoda, Physidae.